Messenger RNA from Xenia sp. Carnegie-2017, 1142 nucleotides. Its product is annotated as growth factor receptor-bound protein 2-like. The transcript is spliced from 6 exons. Lineage: Eukaryota; Metazoa; Cnidaria; Anthozoa; Malacalcyonacea; Xeniidae. The record is from RefSeq and is a predicted model, not a curated record. Bases 111 to 767 code for a protein of 218 amino acids. Gene Ontology annotation, molecular function: protein binding.
GCGUGCUUCCCAUAUUUGGAAGAAAGAGGAAGACGAAAUUGUUGAAUAUUCUGUAAAGCUUUUGUAAAUGUUUUGUUUAUUUAUGCUGUGCGAAUAACUGACCACCAGAAAUGGAAGCUGUGGCAAAGUUCGCUUUUCGAGCCACUGCAGAUGACGAACUUUCAUUCGAGAAAGGCUCCAUUGUAAAAAUUUUAAACAUGGACACUGAUGCAAAUUGGUUUAAAGCUGAACAGAAUGGAAAAACAGGUUUUAUACCUGCGAACUACAUCGAGAUGAAACCACACGACUGGUUUCAUGGUAAGAUAACACGAUCAAAAAGUGAGGAGAUAUUGAUGCAUCAAGCAGUUGAUGGAGGUUUUCUUGUUCGUGAGUCGGAGAGCUCUCAAACACAAGGUGACUUUUCGCUGUCAGUAUGGUUCAACGGAGCAGUUCAACACUUCAAAGUUCUUCGUGAUGGCGAAGGCAAAUACUUUCUUUGGGUUGUGAAAUUUAAAUCAUUAAAUGAGCUUAUUGACCAUCAUCGAAAAUGUUCAGUUAGUCGAACACAGAAAAUAUUUCUCACUGACACAAACACAGUGUCGUCUGGCAACCAAGUUUUAUUUUCUGUAAAAGCAUUGUUCGAUUUCAAUCCUCAAGAAGAAAAUGAACUGCAAUUUAAGAAAGGAGAGAUUAUCGAAGUUGUUGAACAAGAUGAUCCAAACUGGUGGAAGGGACGACUGCAGGGUAGAGAGGGAUUGUUUCCAUCGAACUAUGUGGCUGUUCAAUGAUAGAGUGUACUUGCACUUGUGACCGUGUACAUACAUGUGUACAUAGGUAUAUAAUCCUGAUUUUGUUAGGACAUUUGCAUAGCAACUUUAGAAAAUCAUACGUAACUUUUUUAAUAAGGCAGCAAAUAACUCUGGCAAAAGUUCAAAAUAGAGAACUUUCUUGAAAAUGAUAAAUUUACGCCUCAUUAUUCGAGGUAUGUCUGAUUUGUGUGCUGUAAAAAAUUGCGCUUCAGUAGGCUUAACAGGCGAUGCUAAAUAGUUGAUUUACUAUUUCAAACUUAUAGAUUUUUCUCAUUGUCUACAUUGAGCAGUUUUAGAUUAAUUUUAAUUAUAGUACUGUGAUUAUUUAAACAAAUACUAACAUCAUCAAAAUGA